AUGACCUCCCUUGUGUUCGGUCUUAGGUGCUUAGGUGGAUGCUCCACCGUGUAUUAUGAUGGGAAAUUAGGUGAUGAUGUUCACCUGCAAGAUCUUCGAGGCACAAAGAUCAUUAAGAAAUUUAAAGGUACUAUGGCUAAUAGAGCUGAAUGCGAGCGUGUUUUCAGGCGCUUUGAUGUGAAUGGCGAUGGCAAGAUCUCGUUGUCUGAGCUUGCAGAUGCUCUCAAAGUGCUAGGCUUAACUUCGCAGGAGGAAGUUCAGCUUCGAAUGGCAGAGAUUGAUAAAGACGGUGAUGGCUUUAUUACACUUGAAGAGUUAAUUGAAUUUCAAAAAAAUAACACUAGCUUGAUGGCUGAAGUUUUGAAGAAACUGUAA
Molecule: messenger RNA, 375 nt
Organism: Gastrolobium bilobum
Lineage: Eukaryota; Viridiplantae; Streptophyta; Magnoliopsida; Fabales; Fabaceae
Product: polcalcin Phl p 7-like
Exons: 2
Coding region: 1-375 (124 amino acids)
Molecular function (GO): calcium ion binding
Source: RefSeq, a predicted model, not a curated record